Puntigrus tetrazona (Sumatra barb) is the source of this 1702-nucleotide messenger RNA. It is a transcript of the gene mmp13a.1, whose product is annotated as matrix metallopeptidase 13a. Gene Ontology annotation, molecular function: zinc ion binding; metalloendopeptidase activity. The record is from RefSeq and is a predicted model, not a curated record. Lineage: Eukaryota; Metazoa; Chordata; Actinopteri; Cypriniformes; Cyprinidae. The coding region runs from base 45 to 1460 and encodes 471 amino acids. The transcript has 10 exons. Gene Ontology annotation, biological process: proteolysis; collagen catabolic process; extracellular matrix organization. Gene Ontology annotation, cellular component: extracellular matrix.
AGCGAACCAUACUGACUUCACCAGUUUCUUGAAAGAGAAGCAACAUGAAGAGCUACUGCAAGCUGUGCGUUCUGGUGGCGUUGGUGGUUUCUGUAAACACCAGCCCAAUACCACCACCUGCUGAUAAAGACGGAGAGAACAUCGCAGUGAAUUUCCUGACUCAGCUGUACGGCCUGUCACAGCAGACCGCUUCUGGGGCUAUGAAACGCUCCGGCGACAUGAGUCUGAGGUUGAAGGAGAUGCAGCAGUUCUAUGGACUCAAGGUCACAGGGAAGCUGAAUGAGGAGACGCUGGAUGUGAUGAAGAAGCCACGCUGCGGGGUUCCAGAUGUUGCAGCGUACUCCAUUUUUCCAGGGAACUACAAGUGGAAAAAACACGAUCUGACCUACAGGAUUGAGAACUACACCCCGGACAUGUCUGUAGCAGAGGUGGAUGAUUCGAUCAAAAGGGCCCUUCAAGUGUGGGCAGAUGUCACUCCUCUGAAAUUCACCCGUAUCCACACAGGCAUAGCUGACAUCAUGAUCUCCUUCGUUGUUGGAGAUCAUCAGGAUGGAUCGCCCUUUGAUGGACCAAAUGGUUUUCUGGCUCACGCUUUCGCUCCAUCUGAAGGCAUCGGUGGUGAUGCCCAUUUUGACGAUGACGAGACAUUCUUCUACAGGUCUACUCAAGGUUACAAUUUGUUCCUGGUCGCUGCCCAUGAGUUCGGACAUUCUCUAGGACUCGGUCAUUCCCAGGAUCCAGGUGCACUGAUGUAUCCCACCUACGUUUACAGAGACAUCGAUACCUUUGUCCUCCCUAAAGACGAUGUUAAUGGAAUCCAGUCUCUUUAUGGCCCAAACACGGAUGUCGACCCUAAUGAUCCAAAGCCCACACCACCUACAACCCCAGACAACUGCGAUCCCAAUCUGGUCCUGGAUGCUGUCACCAUGCUCCGUGGAGAGAUCAUGUUCUUCAAGGGAAGCUUCUUCUGGCGCAGUUAUCCUCUGAGUGCAACCGUUGAACAGCAUCUCAUCACAAGCUUCUGGCCCGAGAUUCCAAAUCAUAUCGAUGCCGCAUUCGAGAGUCCAUUAGAGGACAAAGUCUUCAUUAUCAAAGGUGAGAAGGUCUGGGCUCUCUAUGGCUAUGAUAUUGCACAAGGAUAUCCCAAGAGUCUCAGCAUGUUCCGUUUGCCGAAAAAAGUGAAGAAAGUCAAUGCCGUCCUCUACGACGAGACCAGCUACAAAAUCUUGUUUUUUGUUGACAACCAGAUUUAUAGUUAUGAUGAGGAAAAACGCAGAGUACAGAAAGGUUACCCAAAACCGGUGGAAAAAGUUUUCCCUGGAAUGACAGGGAAAGUGACCGCAGCCUUCCAGUUUAAAGGUUUCAACUACCUCUUCAGCGGAUCAAAGAUGUUUGAGUUUGGCGCCCACAACAAUAGACUGCUCCGUGUUCUCAGCAACAAUUAUUUCCUGCCCUGUUAGUCAGUUAAUGUUGAGUUAUUUGUUAAAGUUCAGCAAUGUACUUUCUGCAUGAAGGAGAUUCUGAACCGUCAGUAUUUUAAGUAAAUUAUUGAGUAAUAUAUUACAUUUCUAACUUAUACUUAUACUUAUAUAGAAAAGUACACAGUUUUAUAUCCUUUAAAGUAUUACAUGCAACAAAAGAACAGAAUAAAACAUGUCUGUGAUUAAUGCAAAUUCAAAAUAAAGAGUUUGAUGAAAAAUCA